Molecule: messenger RNA, 2778 nt
Organism: Yamadazyma jaroonii
Lineage: Eukaryota; Fungi; Ascomycota; Pichiomycetes; Serinales; Debaryomycetaceae
Source: the annotation of a GenBank genome assembly
AUGGCAGGAAGUGGCAGUGAGGAACAACAAAAGGCCGGAUCAUCAAUCUCUGCAUUGGUAUCCACCUUAAUCCCAUCAUUGAUUAUAUUUGCUGUGUUUAUUUUAAUAUUUACAUUAUUAAGAAAGAAACAAAAGAGAGUUUAUGAACCAAGAACUAAUGUUUCAACAUUACCAAAAGACUUGAAACCUGAUGAAACUCCAAGAGGUUUAUUUGGAUGGUUAGGUCAUAUUAUGAGUAAACCUGAAUCAUUUUUAAUCCAACACACAGGUGUUGAUGGUUAUUUCUUUAUCAGAUUUUUAUUCGGUUUUGCAUCCAUCUGUUUCUUAGGAUGUUUAGUCUGUUGGCCUGUUUUAUUCCCUGUAAACAUCGUCAAAGGGGUUGGUAAAACCGGGUUCGAUAUGUUAUCAUACGCUAAUGUUAAAGACAAAUACAGAACUUUCGCCCAUGUGUUUGUUUCAUGGUUAUUCUUUGGUACUGUGGUAUUUUUCAUGUACAGAGAAAUUGUCUACUAUACUACUUUCAGACAUGUUGUGCAAACCACUCCUUUAUACGAUUCAAUGUUAAGUUCUAGAACUUUAUUAUUGACUGAAAUCGAUGAGCAAUUGUACGAUGAGGCUACUUUGAGAAAUUACUUCCCUACUGCUACCAAUAUCUGGUACGGAAGAGAUGUGAAAACCUUACAAGAUAAAGUUAAAGAAAGAACCAAAUUAUCCAAAAAGUAUGAAGGUGCUUUAAAUAAAGUUAUUAAUGGAUCAACCAAAUUGCGUCUUAAAUUGACCAAGAAGAAGAAACCAUUACCUGAACCAUCUGAUGAUUUAAACAAAUACUUGAAAGAUGGUAAGAAAAGACCAACUCACAAGUUGAAAUUCUUAAUUGGUGAAAAAGUUGAUACUUUGAACUAUGGUGUUGAAAGAUUAGGUGAAUUGAACAAAGAUAUCAAGAAGGAUCAAUUAGAAUAUCAUUCUUUCAAACAAAUACCUGCUGUUUUCAUCGAAUUCCCAUCGCAAUUAGAAUUACAAAGAGCUUACCAAGCUAUUCCUUUCAAUACUGAUUUUAAAGGUGCUAAAAGAUUCAAUGGUUUAGCUCCUAAUGAUAUUAUUUGGGAAAACUUGUCCUUAACUCCAUGGAAGAGAAGAAUUAAGAAAAUCAUUGCUUCAACCGUCUUGACUUUAAUGAUUAUCUUCUGGGCUAUCCCAGUUGCAGUUGUUGGUGCUAUUUCCAACAUUAAUAUGUUAACUGACAAAGUUAAAUUCUUAUCAUUUAUUAACAAAAUGCCUGGUUUCCUUAUGGGUGUAAUCACUGGUCUUUUACCAGUUGUUGCAUUGGCUGUUUUAAUGUCUUUAGUCCCUCCCUUCAUUAGAAAAAUGGGUAAAGUUUCAGGUUUAAUGACUGUCCAACAAGUUGAAGGUUAUUGUCAAUCCUGGUAUUUUGCUUUCCAAAUGGUUCAUAGUUUCCUUGUUGUUACAGUUGCCUCUGCUGCUGCAUCAACCGUCACAACCAUUAUAUCUGAUCCAAGUAAAGCUUUGAAUUUAUUGGGACAAAACAUUCCACCAGCUUCAAAUUUCUAUUUAGCUUACUUUUGUUUACAAGGUUUGGCUAUUUCUUCAGGUAUUUUAGUGCAAAUCGUUGCUUUGAUUUUAGCUCAAUUCUUAGGUAAAAUUUUGGACAAGACCCCAAGAUCAAAAUGGACUAGAUAUACUACUUUGGGUCAACCAUCAUGGUCAGUUGUCUAUCCUUUGUAUCAAUUCUUAGGAUCUAUUGCUAUUAUCUACGCAAUUAUUUCCCCAUUGUUAUUAGGAUUCGCUUUUAUUGCCUUCGUAUUAAUCUACUUCGCAUGGAACUAUUCCUUGAUCUAUGUUACUAGACCUAACAUUCACGAUUCAAGAGGAAGAAAUUACCCAAGAGCAUUAUUACAAUUGUAUACUGGUUUAUACUUGGCUCAAGUUUGUCUUGUUGCCUUAUUCGUCUUCAAUAAGAAUUGGGCUUGUGUUGCUUUAGAAGCUGUAUGUAUCGCUGCUUGUGCUGCUGCUCACAUCUACAUGAAAUACAAAUUCUUACCAUUAUUUGAUAUUGUCCCAAUUUCAGCCAUCAAAUAUGCUGCUGGUGACUCCACUUUCCAAUAUCCAAUGCACGAUCAAGGUUCCAAAGAAAUCAAAGUCGAAGGUGAAAACUAUUGGGAUGGUGGUAAUCAAUUAGGAUUAAAAGAUCAAAAAGAUCAAGUUUUACCAACUGCCGAUUUAGAUCAAACUUCCCCAUUACAACAACCAUUGGUUCCUGGUACCCACGGUGCUAACUCAAUGGAUGGUAAUAAUCCAACCAUUAUCGAUUCCGAUGAUUCCAAACACAACGAUGAUUAUUCCAAAUUUACUCAUGAUUCUAAAGCUCCAAUCAACAACAAAGAAUUACUCGAAAGAGAUCCUGAAAAAUCUGGUAAUUUCGAACCAUCACCUACUAAAGGUGUUUCUUGGUUGAAGAGAUUCUUCCAACCAAAGACCGAAUCUUUCGAUUUAAUCAGAAAGGUCAUGCCAGCUGCUUAUUUCAACUAUGUCGAAUAUCACCCAGAUUUCUUAAGAAAUGCUUAUAAUGAUCCUGCUAUCGCAAAUGAGGAACCCCAUAUCUGGGUUGCCAGAGAUGAAAUGGGAUUAUCUGAAAUUGAAAAGAAUAAAGCUUUGGAAAAUGGUGUUGAUGUUUCCGAUGAUAAUGCUAAGUUUGAUGAAAAGGGUAAUGCCAUUUACACUGGACCUCCACCAUCUUACGAAGAUUCUAUUAGAGUAUAA